Ascochyta rabiei is the source of this 1524-nucleotide messenger RNA. RefSeq lists its product as uncharacterized. The record is from RefSeq and is a predicted model, not a curated record. The transcript has 3 exons. Gene Ontology annotation, biological process: positive regulation of TORC1 signaling; cellular response to amino acid starvation. Gene Ontology annotation, cellular component: nuclear pore outer ring; Seh1-associated complex. NCBI's taxonomy places the organism in Eukaryota, Fungi, Ascomycota, Dothideomycetes, Pleosporales, Didymellaceae. The coding region runs from base 1 to 1524 and encodes 507 amino acids. Gene Ontology annotation, molecular function: structural molecule activity; protein binding.
AUGGACUUCAACGCCCCAGCAAAGCAUACACGAUCCGAUACCGUUCAGCUCCUGGACGCUGUGACACGUCGCCUUGCGCGUCCGGCUUUCCUCUCCAGCAUCACGCCGUCGCGGCUGCCAUCGCAGGCUGCAAGCGAUGCGUCUUUGAGCCCCACUCGCGACGAAGCACGGUUCCACUCUGGUCCGCUAACCAGCCAUCGUCACUACCUCGCAGGGACAGUCAGAGAUGCCCUUGAACAAGCCGACCUCGUAGCCCCGCUGAUUCAGGAGCCUUGUGCCGACGGCAGCUCACCAAGCGUUGACAAGCGCAUCCUUCAGAAUCUGGAACAGGGCUUCGUUGGAGCGCGUCACGCGUACGCAAAGAUGGCCUCAGAGCGCAACUUUACCACCUUCUCUCACGGCCACCAGGACCUUGUGCUUGCUGUUGACUUCAAUUACUUCGGAACACGUAUGGUGACUGCGAGCUCGGAUCAUCGCCUGAAAGUAUGGGAUAAGAAAGAUGAAUCUUGGUCUCUUGUGGAGAGUUGGAAAGCGCACGAUGCUGAGAUUACCGAUGCCAAGUGGAACGGUCCGUUCAUGGGCGAGGUUGUAGGAAGCAUCGGCGAAGAUGGCCGCUGCAAGCUUUGGCAAGAGGAUGCUACUGAAGUGCCUCUGUCUGGCAACCGUUUUAAACUCAUUGCAAACCUGGUGUCUACCGGUCAUGCUCCAUUUAUGUCUCUUGACUUCAAGAAUAUAAUGCAAGAGACUUGGCUAGCGCUGAUCACUCGUGAUGGUCGUUUGACUGUCUACGAGCCGUCCGAUCAGAGCAGCUUGAACGAGUGGACCAUUCUGGCAGAGCGCUCUGUCUCCGAAGAAAACCCUCCAGAUCGCCAAGACGAGGUUGGCUUCAAGGUAGUGUUUCACAAGGAAAAAUUGCCAUGCUGGACCGCGAUCAUGGCCGGCUUAGAUCGCAAGUCGCUGUCGCUUGCCGUGGCAGCGAUGAAGGAAAUCCUUAUCUUCAGGACCGACAAAGCCAAGCGUUUUUUUCAGGUGGCGAAGCUGGAGGGCGCUCGACAAAUCAUUCGUGACCUGGCGUGGGCCAAUGGAUCCAUGCGGGGUCAUGAUAUACUUGCAACAGCAAGCAAGGAUGGUGUCAUCCGUAUCUAUGAACUAUCAACACCUAGUUCGGGGAAAAGUGCGACUGCUGGGUCAUCGACAACUGCUGCGAUUUUCACGCCUGCCGAGUCACCUCGCACAGACCCACGCAAGAACGCCCCUUCUGGCAUAGGAGCCGGGUUAGCUGGUGCAUCCAAGGUUUCUGAGAUACCACGCGAGAGCGAGCAAUAUCCAGGACGGAUAUCACAGCUGGCAAAGCUUACAGACGAGCUUACAGACCAUCAUGGAGCGGUUUGGCGAGUGGCAUUUUCGCAAAUGGGUGAUUUGCUUGUCUCUACCGGUGACGACGCUUCGAUUCGCACAUGGAAGAAAGCUGUGAACGGGCGUUGGGCAGAGUAUGCAGAAAUCGAGACCGCGCGCGAAAAUUGA